UUCAUAUUUGCUAUAGUAAAUGCUGGAAAUCUAGCCUUAGACCAUAUAGUACAUUGACUGCGUAUUGCCCUAUCUUUCCAUUGUUCAGUUAUUGCCAAGUUAGGAGAAAGAGACAGAGAUAGUUUGAUCAUAUGUGUGACAAGAAAGUUAACCCUUCGAGGGACCAACGUAGCCAAUCGCAUACUGUCCUUAGGCUUUGUCCCUGAAUUCGGCAAUAGCCCCCUACCACUAACGCAGUCCAAAGUCCAGACAUUCUCUUGAACACAAUAUCAUUAUAUAUAUGAAAUAAAUAAAAUUGUAUUGUUUCAAUCAAGUUGAUCUUAUAAUUCGUUUCAAGAUGUCUACAGAUUACAGCGACAGAUAUGUAUUUGAAGCUGAAUGGUACGACAACGUUGCUUGCAUACUGAAAAAAUUUUAUCUAUAUUAUUAUCCGUCUAACAAUACUAUCGAAUUGUUUGAUUUAAAAACGAGAAAAAUCUUCCUAAAAAGGACAAUAUGUGAAGGCAUUAAAGUUAAAGAUUUUUAUAUUGGUGCUGUAAUAACAAUAUUUUCAAGAUGUAUAAAAAUUAUGGGUUAUGCAGAUAAUUAUACUAAAAUCAAAUUAGAAACACAACUGCAAAAAUUUUUUAUACUUUUGAAACCAGAUAUUAUUAAUAAAAUGGGUGAAGUAAUAAAAGAUAUUACAAAUCAUGAUUUUCAAAUUACAAAUAUAAAAAUGAUGCUGUUGACUGCAAUUGAAGUUACAGAUUGUAAUUUUAUAAAAGAUGCAACUGAUAAGAUGUCUAUGAUAAAAUAUCUUACCUCUGGCCCUGUUGUUGGUUUGGAGCUAUUAGGGGAAAAUGGUAUAAUGAGAUGGCAAGAAUUAGCAGACCCAGAAAAUUGUAAACAAGCUUAUUCAACAACGACAUCUUUAUCAAGAAUUUGUGGAAAAAAUGAAUUAUAUAACUCUGUGUAUGGAUCUAAGAACAUUGAAAUGGCAAUACAAGAGUUAGGAUAUUUCUUUCCCAAUUUAAAAAAUAAAAAUAAAGGACCAAAAACUUCUGCAGUUCUUCAAAAUUGUACCUGUUGUAUUAUCAAGCCACAUGCUGUACAAGCAAAGCUUCUUGGUCCCAUUAUUGAUGAUAUUCAAAAAGCAGGCUAUAUCAUUACUGCAGUACAACAAUUUCGUAUUAAUUUAAUUAAUUCUGAAGAAUUUCUAGAAAUUUAUAAAGGCGUGCUUUCUGAGUAUACUGCAAUGGUAGUUGAAUUACAGUCUGGUCCAUGUAUUGUUAUCGAAGUAAGUCAUAAGAAUGAGGAUUUCAACAUUGUUGCUGAUUUUAGGAAUUUCUGUGGUCCAAUCGAUCCGGACAUUGCGCGACAAAUCAAACCGAAUACACUUAGAGCCAAGUAUGGGAAAACAAAAGUACAAAACGCUGUACAUUGUUCUGACUUGCCGGAAGAUGGUGUAUUGGAGGUCUCGCAUUGGAGUAUACACAAGGCGGUGAUGUCAAAACAAAAAUGAUCGAUUUGUUAGAUUUAUGUGCUGGAACGGACAUAAGAGCAUUAGCGGAGAGUAUAAAAGCGGCUGAACCUGUAAUAACCGAAAGUGUAAU
Molecule: messenger RNA, 1592 nt
Organism: Nylanderia fulva
Lineage: Eukaryota; Metazoa; Arthropoda; Insecta; Hymenoptera; Formicidae
Source: RefSeq, a predicted model, not a curated record